UGCAUGGCGUACAGUACUAAGGCAUCAUCAUCAUGAGCUGCUUCACUUUCUUCGCGAUAUUCUUGGCACUACUUUUGGCUGUUUCAGCUGAGUCAACGAAAAAGCGUUUUGAAUUCAAAGACAUGCCACGCAUUUCUAAUUACACGCAAGGAAGUGAAUGCCCAGCUAUAAGUUUUUACAACGACUGCAAUCUCUGCGUCUGUCACCCUGAAGGCGUUUCCGCUGUGUGCACAGAGCUGACUUGUUCCGAAGCGGAUAUCAUGCGCAUUGACAAUUACAUACGCAACUUGGGGUACUAUGCCAACCACUCGCGAGGUGUGGAGCGCAGCUGUUCCUGCUCGGACAGUUGCGUCUGCUCCGGCAGUUCGUUUUGCUCGGGCAGCGCGGUCUGCUCGGGCAGCGCGCAAUGCCAGGGCAGCGCUGUUUGCUCGGGCAGUGCGGUCUGCUCGGGCAGCUCACAAUGCCAGGGCAGUCCUAUUUGUCAUGGUAGUCCCGUCUGCUCGGGUAGCGCCGUCUGCUCGGGCAGCGCGCAAUGCCAGGGCAGCGCUGUUUGCUCGGGCAGUGCGGUCUGCUCGGGCAGCUCACAAUGCCAGGGCAGUCCUAUUUGUCAUGGUAGUCCCGUCUGCUCGGGUAGCGCCGUCUGCUCGGGCAGCGCUUCUUGCUCAAAUUAUUUUAGUUGAGUUGCAUAUCGAUAAAGAAAUUGUAGUCCUGAUUGUGUGACGACUAUUAAAAUGCGUUCGUAUUGCUAAUCUGUCUAUUUUGUAAGAUACAACUGUAUAACGUGUUAUUGACAUUGUAUAAUAAAUAAAUAUAUAUCAAUAUAA
Messenger RNA from Rhagoletis zephyria (snowberry fruit fly), 824 nucleotides. RefSeq lists its product as uncharacterized. NCBI's taxonomy places the organism in Eukaryota, Metazoa, Arthropoda, Insecta, Diptera, Tephritidae. The record is from RefSeq and is a predicted model, not a curated record. Gene Ontology annotation, molecular function: peptidase inhibitor activity.